CGCCGCCAUGGACUCCAACAACAACAAUAACUCAGCAGGGGGCGUUAUCUCCUAUGUGGGUUCCUGCGGAGGCUCCCCAUCCAGAGCCAGUCCGGACUCCAUGUACAGCGAGAACUCCAACCCCUGCUUCGCCUCCUCCUCUUUACCAUCCUUCCUGAGCAGCAGCUCCAGCUCGGGAUCAGCAGGAGACGACGGCUCCUCCUCCACCUCCUCCUCAGCAGGAGGGUCUCCUCGAGGCCGGGACGAUGGUGGAGAUGGCAGCAGCGGCAGCAGCAGCAGCUCUCAGAGGGCUUCGCCCAGCAAAUCAGUGGCCAGUUUAAACAAGCUAAACGGCAUGGUGCUGCUCUGCAAGGUCUGCGGGGACGUGGCCUCCGGCUUCCAUUACGGCGUUCACGCCUGCGAAGGAUGCAAGGGUUUCUUCCGCCGCAGCAUCCAGCAGAACAUCAAGUAUAAGAAGUGUCUGAAGAGCGAGAGCUGCACAAUCAUGCGUACCAACAGGAACCGCUGCCAACAGUGUCGCUUUAAGAAGUGCCUUUCUGUGGGCAUGAGCCGAGACGCUGUUCGUUUCGGUCGGAUACCGAAGCGAGAGAAGCAGAGGAUGCUGGCUGAGAUGCAGAGCGCCAUGAACAACAUGGUGAACAACCAGCUGCAGAACGACUUCCAGCUCGCCAGUCUGUCCUCUUCCCCGUCCUCUUCGUCCUCUCCCUGCCCAGGUGUGACCAUCGCCCCCCAGCCUCAGCCUUCAGCUCUCCCAGUCGCUCCUUCUCCACCCUCACCACCUCCGGCACCAGCUUCUUCCUCUCCUCCAUCGCCGCCUCCUCCUCCUCCUCGUCCUCCUCCCUCAUGUCAGAGUUCCUCCUCAUCCUCACCCAUCCCCGGGACUGACUCCACCAUCGACGCCAUCGCCCGCGCUCACCGUGAAACCUUCUUGUAUGCACAUGACAAACUGACCAAUCCCCACGAUCCACCUCAUCAGCAACUAAACAGCCACGCCCACCACCACGGGGAGGCGGAGCUUCGGACCAUCAGCUGUCAUAACGGCUUCAUUUCCAAUGACUGCAGCCAGAACGAUAGCAACAGUCAUCAGAAGAGCUUCAAUUGGCACCUGCUGCAGGAUCACAGCUCCACGAACAAUCACCAUGGCAACAGGGGGUGGAGUUUGAGUCCCUGUAAUGUGAAUGAAGGACGGAGUCCUGUGGCUAAGCGGCAGAGCUGUCCGUUGAAGAGCCGGCCUGGGAUUAUUCUGGCUUGUCCAAUGAACAUGCAGCCUCAUGCAGACCCUUCAAAGAGCCCUCAGGAGAUCUGGGAGGACUUCUCGCUGUCUUUCACCCCUGCUGUCAAGGAGGUGGUGGAGUUCGCCAAACAUAUCCCAGGAUUCAGCGCUCUGUCCCAGAACGACCAGGUCACCCUGCUGAAAGCGGGAACCUUUGAGGUUCUGAUGGUGCGCUUCUCCUCGUUGUUCAACGUGGCGGAGCAGACGGUGACCUUUGUGUCUGGUGCCACCUACUCCUUGGAGGAGCUCCAGGCGAUGGGGAUGACUGACCUGCUGACGGCCAUGUUUGAUUUCAGCCACAAACUGGCUUCCCUGGAGCUGAACGCCGAGGAGCUGGGGCUGUUCACCGCCGUGGUUCUGGUGUCUGCAGAUCGCUCCGGGAUCGAGAACCUUUCGUCUGUGGAGCAUCUCCAGGAGAACCUGAUCCGAGCGCUCCGCGGUUUGGUCAACAAGGCGACCGGCGUGGGCGACGGCGUCCACCCCUACAUGGACUCACCGCGGUUCACCAAACUGCUGCUGCGGCUGCCGGACCUGCGCACGCUCAACAACAUGCACUCAGAGAAGCUGCUGUCCUUCCGCAUCGACCCCUGACGACCUCACAUGGCGUCCCCGUAUCAAAGGCAUGCUCCCCGCCAAAUUAAGAGUCUGCUUUGUCAGCUGCUCCUAAGGAGAAAUUACUCUGAUUCCCACUUCCUGUUGGGAAGUCAUCAUCCUUGAUAACGCUCCACAAUAAACCUCCAGAUUCCCUCUAUAAAGGGAGGGGGAGCAAAACGGAGACAAAAAUCCUGAACUUUCCAAACCUGCUGAACUUUACGGCAGACUGGCAGCAGCGGCGGAUCCAGAAGCUCUGCAGACUCUGACUGCAUCAGAACUUCCUGCACAAAGUGCUUAAAGACAAACAUCCAGGUCUUCCUGACGGUUCCUGAGGGAUCCGCUCAAUCCUGGUUCAGCUCUCUGCCUCGUCGACACCAGCAGCCAAUAGUGAGGAUGCAGCAUUGACGGACAGCUCCGUGGACCAAUGAGACGGCUGGAUGCAGAGGGCUGCUGAUCUUCAGCCUGAAACCUGUAAAUAACAUCCAGUCAUACUUGAAGUGUUGAUAUUUGUUACUCGUUUGCGUUCUGAAUAAAAUACUGUAUGAAUUUGAAUAAUAUGGAUAUUAUUAUUAUUAAAGAGUGGCGCACAAAGCUUUUGUUCAGCAAGAAAAUCUUUGUAUAUCUGUAUUUUAAUCUGUUUUAAAGACUGUUUAUGUAAUUCUAUAAAUUCUAACUGAAGAUGCUGAUCUGUGGCUCCUUUCCUGUUUUUACCGUUUCACCUGAAAUCAGAGCAGCUCUCCACGUUUUAUUACUUUUCAUGAAAAUAAGUUUUAAAGAAAACUCAGAUCUGCAGUUAAACCAAAUUACUGAUCAUAGAUGAUGAAAUAAAACAGGAUUAAAAAAUAAAAGAGAUAAAGCUUAAUACAGAGAGCUGUGAGGAGACAAACAGCGACCCCUGCUGGCAGCUAUACAGAUUAAAAUAAGGAAAAAGGUAUUUAAGAACUAAAGGGAAAAAUGUGUUUUCUUUUUUCAGAUGUUGCUCUUUCUAAUGUGCAAAAUGUGAUUCUAAACUAAACAAUUGAAUGUAAACCAAUAAAAUUCCAUU
Molecule: messenger RNA, 2912 nt
Organism: Cyprinodon variegatus (sheepshead minnow)
Lineage: Eukaryota; Metazoa; Chordata; Actinopteri; Cyprinodontiformes; Cyprinodontidae
Gene: nr1d1
Product: nuclear receptor subfamily 1 group D member 1
Exons: 8
Coding region: 8-1864 (618 amino acids)
Biological process (GO): cell differentiation; negative regulation of transcription by RNA polymerase II; hormone-mediated signaling pathway
Molecular function (GO): zinc ion binding; RNA polymerase II cis-regulatory region sequence-specific DNA binding; nuclear receptor activity
Source: RefSeq, a predicted model, not a curated record